AAAGGUCGUCGACAGCAACACGUGGUUUGUGGACCGAUGUCUUCUUCACGCCGAGUAAAGCAGAAGCUUGUAGAAAGGCGUAAGGAGCCCCAGCCACGAGGUAAUGGUUGUGAAGCAGCAGAGGAAGAAGAGACUGUUUAUGAACAGCUUCUCUCGCUGCUUGGUCCAAAGAAGAGGAAAACUAAGUCUCUCAACAAACGACGAAAAGACCACGGAAGUCGGAGAUUACCAUCAGCCGACGAAACCUUACCACUGGCUGACAAACAUGAGCCACUGACAGACCAAAGUCAACCAAUACCAAGUGACGAGAGGACAGAGUGUGAAGGUGGGAAGACUGGGGGGAUUUGUGAUGGUGUGGAGGGUGACGGGGAAAUUGGUGAUGGUGAAAGUGGUGAUGGAGGAGAUAGUGAUGGUGACGAGAGUGAGACAGAGACCAAGGCCAAUGGAGAUCCUUUCCGACUACACUUUGACCACCUCCUCACUAGUGAUGAGAUGUCUCUCCUGUCAUCAUCAUCUCCUUCUCUUCUUCCGUCCCACUCCCCUACUCUGGGACUGGUCACCCACAUUCCUGGAAUUCCUGGUAGCGAGUUGGCUGUCUCUCAACACCCAGUCUCCCUCUCUCAGCUGGGAAUCAAACCAAAACUGUGCCACAACUGGACGGCCAAUUCUCCAGCAGCUUCUGAGCUGACUGAUAUCCAGAGACACUUGUUUCCUAUCAUCGCCUCGUACAAGGACUUGCUGUUCUCUCAUAGGACAGUGGAGAAUUCCGAAGAGCUCCGAAGACUCUAUGUCCUCCACAUCCUCAACCACGUCCUCAAGACGACAUCACGGAUUCUCAAGAACAAUCACAAACUGCUGCAGGCUUCAAAGGAAGGUCGCCACAUCGAGGAGCCCAGGGACCAGGGUCUGACUCGACCAAAGGUCCUCAUUCUUCUGCCAUUCAGACACUCAGCACUGCAGGUGGUGGAGUCCCUCACCUCUCUCCUCCUUCCUCCAGGACAGGGAGUUGUUCACAACCAGCGACGGUUCAGGAGGGAGUACGGAGCGGAGGAUCCGGCGGGACAGAGAGUGGUCCCGAAACCUUCCUCCUUCACUGCCCUCUUCUCUGGCAACACAGACGACUGCUUCAAAGUGGGCGUGGCCAUACGGGGGAGGAUGGUGCGACUCUUUGCAGACUUCUACUCGUCAGACAUCAUUCUGGCAUCUCCGCUCGGGCUGCGGACUAUCAUUGGAGCCGAUGGAGAUAAGAAGAGAGAUUACGAUUUUCUAUCGUCUGUGGAAAUUCUGGUACUUGACCAAACUGAUGUGUUCCUCAUGCAGAACUGGGAGCACGUCACUCAUGUGUUGAAUCAUCUUCAUCUGAAGCCAAGAGAAGCUCACGGAGUUGAUUUCUCUCGAGUGAGGCUCUGGGUUCUGAAUGAAUGGAGCAAGUCUUACCGCCAGACAAUCGUCCUAUCAUCUUUCCUGACUCCUGAGAUCAACUCUAUCUUCACCACUUACUGCUUCAACUAUGUCGGAGGAGCGAGGUGUGAUGGAGGCAGGGAGGAGGGGAGUGUGGGCCAAGUGGCCAGACAGCUGCCUCAGAUGUUUGCCAGACUCUCUCCCUCCGUCUCUCCCUCCCAGCUGCCAGACCACCGCAUGAAACACUUCUCCUCACAGGUGCUGCCUAGUUACCGUGGAGACCUGAUGAAAGGCACUGUUAUCUUUAUCCCCUCCUACUUUGACUUUGUCAGGGUUCGCAAUCUCAUGAAAAAAGAGGAGCUGUCUAUUGCAGCCCUCAGCGAGUAUACCACGACCUCAGGAGUGACUAGAGCCAGAACCCAAUUCUACCAGGGGGUUACCCACUUCCUUCUCUACACCGAGAGAGCUCAUUUUUUCCACAGGUUAAGGGCCCAUUAAAUGUAAUGGGGAAUGCCACAAGUGGAAAAUGUCGCUGAUUUUCUUAGACUUUUGUAAAAUUCUCCAGGUACCGGCUGAAGGGAGUACGACAUGUUGUGUUUUACUCCAUCCCCACAUACCCUGAGCAUUACUCCGACCUGGUGAACAUGGUGGAGUGUGAGGAAGGUUCGGUGGAGGUACUUUACUCCGAGUGGGACCAGCUGGCUCUCAGACGCGUGGUGGGCAGGGCUAGAGCCCAGCGAAUGAUGACCAGCAGUGACUCCACCCACAUGAUUGUCACUGGACAUCAGACUAAGACAUGACAAUUAUGUAUUAUACAAAUAUCUAUUUUUGACUGAAACAAUCGUAAACUGCGAGUGUGAAGAAUGGAGAUGAUGAAUGAUGUUGAUCAGAUAGCUAUGUUCAGGUGUGAGAACUUGGCAUCCUUGGCCAGUCUCCUUUGUACUGCCUUUUGGUAGAACUGCUUCAUCUUCUCCCCUGCCUUCUCUGCAUGGGCCAGACUGGACUCCAACUGUUGCAAAGAGCAAACUCCUUGUGUGUGGGUGGAGAUGACACGACCGCUGCUACAGUCUGUCAUUACUGUCACCAGACUCUGGCUGGCCUGCUCCUGUGCCAGAGAAGGGUCAGUGAGGAGGUCUCCAUCAGGUGAGCAGGCAGUGGAUAGAGAGGAGAAUGGAGAAGAGAGAGGAAGUCCAGAGUCCACCAGAGCCAGACAAAGGGCCAGGCACAGUGUAGAUAAAAGCUGAAUAGCAGGAGGUAGGGAGUCACUAUAGUAUAAGAGGCUGCUUUGUCAGUGGCUAACUCACUGAGCCUUGAUCUGUGUGGAUCUGUAGUACCACGGAAAGAGCAGUGUGUGGAUGGAGGGAGGCCAGGAUACACUGCUCACAGCAACCAGCCAGCAGCUGCUCCAGAAACCUCUCCCUCACUCCUCCCUGGCCUCUCGCAGGCUUCACCACUAUCUCCAACGAUGCCCUGUUUGAUCUCUCCUUGCCCGCCUUCACCUCUGCAGGGCCAUAUACACCAGCUAAUACACUCGUGGCUCCCUGGACCACGCGUGCAGAGCCGUCGGCUCGCUCCAGAACACCAAACUCACAUCUCAACGGUCUCAAUUCUGCCAUGUGCACGAUGGAGGGGGGCGUGGUCC
Molecule: messenger RNA, 3043 nt
Organism: Geodia barretti
Lineage: Eukaryota; Metazoa; Porifera; Demospongiae; Tetractinellida; Geodiidae
Source: the annotation of a GenBank genome assembly